Messenger RNA from Pipistrellus kuhlii (Kuhl's pipistrelle), 1262 nucleotides. RefSeq names its product hematopoietic prostaglandin D synthase (gene HPGDS). Gene Ontology annotation, biological process: glutathione metabolic process. Bases 157 to 756 code for a protein of 199 amino acids. Gene Ontology annotation, molecular function: glutathione transferase activity. The transcript is spliced from 6 exons. NCBI's taxonomy places the organism in Eukaryota, Metazoa, Chordata, Mammalia, Chiroptera, Vespertilionidae. The record is from RefSeq and is a predicted model, not a curated record.
AAGAAAUGAAGAAGGAGACUUAGGUGGAAGUAAGUCACUUCUUCUCUCAUUGGUUUGUGACCCUGAGCUGCUCAUCAUAUAAACCCAAAUGUCAGUCACAGAGGAGGGUGAGAAAGAAUCUAGAGACUCCACAGAGACUCGGCACAAGAUUACACAAUGCCAAGCUACAAACUCAUUUAUUUUAAUAUGAGGGGGAGAGCAGAAAUUAUUCGUUACAUAUUUGCAUAUUUGGACAUAAAGUAUGAAGACCACAGAAUAGAACAAGCUGAUUGGCCUAAAAUCAAACCAACUCUUCCAUUUCGCAAAAUCCCCAUUUUGGAAGUUGAUGGACUUAAUCUUCACCAGAGCCUAGCAAUAGCAAGAUACUUGACCAAAAAUACAGAUUUGGCUGGAAAAACAGAACUGGAACAAUGUCAAGUUGAUGCUAUUGUGGACACAUUGGAUGAUUUCAUGUCACUAUUUCCUUGGGCUGAGAAAAAACAAGAUAUAAAAGAGCAGAUGUUUAAUGAGCUACUUACAUGUGAUGCACCCCAUCUCCUACAAGAUUUGGAUACUUUCUUAGGGGAAAGAGAGUGGUUCAUUGGUAACUCUGUAACUUGGGCAGAUUUCUACUGGGAAAUUUGCAGCACGACCCUUUUGGCCUUGAAAGCUGACUUGUUGGACAUCCAUCCCAGGCUGGUGGCAUUACGGAAGAAAGUCCAGGCCAUCCCUGCCAUUGCUGACUGGAUACAACGAAGGCCCCACACCAGACUCUAGGGGUUCCUGCUGCCUCCGACUUUGCUGUUCGCUCCCACCAGAUAAGAAGCUACACCAGCCUGUCUCCCCUCCCCCACUACAUCAAGACUCCCAUUUGCCAUAUUCUGUUUGAAAAGGAAAAAAAAGGACAUUUAGUUGUCAGUAUCCAUAGCCCCACCCUCCACCCCUCCACCUCCCGACAAGAAUACUUAGAAUACUUAUAACUGAGAAAAAAUAGUUUAAGACCUCACCUUGCACCAGUUCUGUCAUGCAUUAAUUUUGGCCACAAUAGCUUAUUAAAUAACACAUUCCCCCUGAAAAUGGUUUGGAUUUCAGUUACCAUGGUAACUGUGAGUAACUGCAUUAAGUAUAAACCCUGUUGCUAGCUCUUUAGCCUGCAAAUUUCUAUGUAAAAAAGAUGCACAGCAGGACCAUGACCAAUGAUGUCACUUCAUUCAGUCUGUUAAUGGUUGGUCCCUGCACAUCUGUGUGUUAUGCACCCACAGACAAUAAAGUAUUGUUUAUUG